Molecule: messenger RNA, 1344 nt
Organism: Amborella trichopoda
Lineage: Eukaryota; Viridiplantae; Streptophyta; Magnoliopsida; Amborellales; Amborellaceae
Product: SGNH hydrolase-type esterase superfamily protein
Molecular function (GO): hydrolase activity, acting on ester bonds
Source: RefSeq, a predicted model, not a curated record
GAGCUCUAUCAGAAGGUUGCUCUGCCUUGCUUUCAUAGUCUCUUUCUGUAAGUGCUGUCACUCACUCACUCAGAGGUGACAAUGGCGACUCCGUGCUAUGUGUGGUUGUGGUUAUUGGUCACUUUAAUUGUGACAAAGGCCGUAGUACCUCAGGUAAUGGCAGAUGGGCCUGUGACAUUUAUUUUCGGGGACUCAUUAACAGAUGUUGGGAACAACAAUUACCUUCAAUUCUCUCUUGCCAAGUCUAAUUUUCCUUGGUAUGGAGUUGAUUACCCAGGGGGCCGACCCACCGGAAGAUUCACUAAUGGAAGAACAAUUGGUGAUAUCGUAGCUGAGAAGCUGGGGAUUCCAUCGCCUCCACCUUAUCUCUCAUUGUCUCCAAGUGAUGAUGCCAUCCUUCGAGGGGUGAAUUAUGCAUCCGGAGGCGGCGGCAUUCUCAAUGAAACUGGCAUCUAUUUUAUACAGAAGAUGUCAUUUGAUGAUCAGAUUAAUAAUUUUAAGAAGACAAAGAAUGCAAUGAAGGUCAAGAUUGGGGAGGCGGCAGCCGAGACGCUCUGCAACAAUGCUAUCUACUUUGUGGGGAUGGGGAGCAACGACUAUGUCAACAAUUUCUUGCAGCCAUUCCUGCCCGACGCCCAGCAAUAUUCGCCUGACGAUUUCAUCGACUUGCUCACUGCUACUUUAAACCGACAACUCAUAAGGCUGUACAAUCUGGGAGCUCGAAAAGUGGUGUUUAAUGGCAUGGGCCCUUUAGGUUGCAUACCUUCACAGAGAGUGAAAUCUAAGAAAGGGGAAUGCCUUGAGCGUGUUAAUGAGUGGGCCAUGCAAUACAACUCCCAGGUGUCAACUCUGCUCCGUCGCCUCAACUCGCGCUUGCCUGCUGCCCGCUUCACAUUCGCCGAAACAUACCAUGCAGUCCUCGAUCUCAUUCAAAACCCAGGCAAAUAUGGAUUCAAGAUAUCGAACACUUCAUGUUGCAAUGUAGAUACAAGUGUGGGGGGUUUGUGCUUGCCCAACUCCAGUAUGUGCAACAAUCGCAGAGAAUAUGUGUUUUGGGAUGCAUUCCACCCCACCGAUGCUGCAAAUGUUGCGCUCGCCAAUGAACUCUUAUCAUAUCCUCCCUUCCAAAAGCUACUCCCCUCAAAAGCUCCAUCUCCUGCACCUUCCCCACACUAAUCCAGGACCAAUGGCUUGCCUUCCUAAGCCUUUUUCAUGUUAAUGUGUUCCCUCAUUUCCAUUCUUCUUCAGGGAGAAUUCUUGUCAUGAGACGGGGUGUUAAGAGGGAUAACUUCAAGUCUUUUUUAGUAUAAGUCAUAGCUAAAUUUGCAUAAAUGGAGAGGUUUG